AUGCCCGACUUUUGCUUUUCAGCUUCACUAGCACCACCUGAAACGAAGGAUUGUGAACUUUGCCAGGCCGCAAUGACAAUGUUCAGUGCAGAGAACGCCAUGAAGGGAGUGCUGCCAAUUGAAACCAAAGCAUCCUGCCCUUGUGUAAACUCUGUCAAUGAUGCCAAGACCAACCAGAGAUUUUGGACUGGUACAGGCCAGAUCAUUGCAUUUCGUGCUGCUUCUUUCUCAUUCUUCCAGUCAAGCCUUGGCAGGCCCGCGAAGGCAACCAGUACAUGCAUUGCACCCAAGGCCAGAAUUUUCUCCUGGGAGAUAGGAGCUUCAAAUCCAUUGGUCAGGAGAUAA
Molecule: messenger RNA, 345 nt
Organism: Seminavis robusta
Lineage: Eukaryota; Bacillariophyta; Bacillariophyceae; Naviculales; Naviculaceae
Source: the annotation of a GenBank genome assembly